This is a messenger RNA of Myripristis murdjan (pinecone soldierfish), 5233 nucleotides long. RefSeq names its product SATB homeobox 2 (gene satb2). The record is from RefSeq and is a predicted model, not a curated record. NCBI's taxonomy places the organism in Eukaryota, Metazoa, Chordata, Actinopteri, Holocentriformes, Holocentridae. The transcript is spliced from 14 exons. Gene Ontology annotation, molecular function: RNA polymerase II cis-regulatory region sequence-specific DNA binding; DNA-binding transcription factor activity, RNA polymerase II-specific. Gene Ontology annotation, biological process: regulation of transcription by RNA polymerase II; chromatin remodeling. Bases 859 to 3570 code for a protein of 903 amino acids.
GAAAGUGACACACUCAGAUCGGAAGCCGGCACCUUUACACCGAUCGAUCCCGCCAUUGACUCAGAUACUGGUGCGCGUUUUUUUUAUUAUUAUAAAAUAAAUUUUUACCGAGGUUUUUGUUUGUUUUCCUCUCGGGUUUGCCAAGUUGCUGGUGUUUCCGCACGAGCGUCUUCCCGUUUGUGUUGCGUUACGCGCUUUUCUUUUUUCCCCGUGGAUGAAGCCAUGAGUUCAGGAGGACAGAUUUGCGCCGUAGAGACGCUUUUGAUCUGAAAUAAGGACCAAAAACGUGAAGAAUAGGGAAAAAAGAGUCCAGAUUGCACCUUUAAAGCAAGUUUGGGUCUGCGCUCCGGUGCAGUGAGGAAGAAUCCCGGCACCAAGACAAAUCACUGCUGGUCCUGAGAAAGACUCUUUCUCUCUCUCUCUCUCUCUCUCUCUCUCUCUCUCUCUCUCUCUCUCUCUCUCUCUCGCACACACACACACACACACACACACACACACACACACACACACGCACACUUUUCUCACCACUAUACUUCCCCACAGACGAUAAGCACACACAUCCUCCGUCCAUCUUCUGUCUCCGACCAUCUCUCCACUCAGUCCGCUGCUCUGCGCUCCGCGACGCCACCGGCAACUUCAAGUUUAUUUCUAAUUUUUUUUUUGUAAUUUGUGGAUCUCCGGUCCGACUCCAGAUCAGCAGUCCCGUGUGAUCCAUACCUGAGAGCCGACCCAAGCCCAGCCCUGGAUUCAAUACUCCUGAUCAAUGGACAGAGCCUCGUCAGCGGCCAGCAGCGCUACAGACACGCCGUAAACAACUCGUUAUCCCUGGCUGGAGCUCCUCCGGGAGUUUGGAGGGGGAUGGAGCGAGGAGGGGAGAGCCCCAUCAUGCAGGACAGUCCUGAGAGGAGGGGAGGCAGCCCGGACCUCGGCAGCCUCCCGCCGCCGGGGAAAAAGGGCCGCUUGGAGCUCAACGGGAGCCCCACGGGGCCGCGCAUUCGCCACAACGGAGCCCCGCAGAGACCGCUGGGAGGUCUGAUGAUCCCCGUCUUCUGUGUGGUGGAGCAGUCAGAUGGAGGGAUUCAGACGGAUGGAUGCGAGGGAAGAGAGGAGCACGCAGAGUUUGUCCUGGUCAGGAAGGAUAUCCUGUUCUCUCAGCUGGUGGAGACGGCUCUGCUGGCGCUGGGCUACUCGCACAGCUCGGCCGCACAAGCCCACGGCAUCAUCAAGGUGGGAAGGUGGAACCCGCUGCCCAUCCACUUCCUGACCGACGCGCCAGAGGCCACGGUGGCUGACAUGCUGAUGGAGGUCUACCACAUGGUCACGCUGCGCAUCCAGCUGCAAAGUUUUGCCAAGCUGGAGGACCUGCCCUGUGAGCAGUGGAACCACGCCACCGUCCGAAACGCUCUCAAAGAGCUGCUGAAGGAAAUGAACCAGAGCACUCUGGCCAAAGAGUGUCCUCUGUCACAGAGUAUGAUUUCUUCCAUAGUGAAUAGCUCAUACUAUGCCAACGUCUCCACUGCCAAGUGCCAAGAGUUUGGCCGCUGGUACAAGAAGUAUAAGAAAAUCAAAGUAGACUACGUGGAGAAGAUGUGGUCUGGAAGAGACGCCACUGACAUCAAAAUUGAGAGAGACAGCCUGGCAGACUUCUGUGUCCUGGGACAGAGGCCUCCUCCUCACCUGGCCAGCCUCGCCCAGCUCACUCACCUGGGAGCGGGCAGCCCCCUCCUCAAGGCUGGAUCUGGAGACCCCCAGGCCCCGUCCCAGCCUCCUCAGCAGCCCCCUCCCUCCCAGCAGCAGCCCUCACCCCAUGGCCCCCUCCACCACAGCCCACCUCUCCGCUCCGGCCAGGUGCCCCCUCCGCCCCCUCCUCCCCCUCCCGGUGCCCUGCAGCCCCUGCUAGGCCCGGGCGGGCUGCUCUCCCCUCAGCUCUCUCCCCAGCUGGUACGCCAGCAACUAGCCAUGGCCCACCUCAUUAACCAGCAGCUCGCUGUUAGCCGCUUGCUGGCCCACCAGCACCCACAGGCCCUCAACCAGCAGUUCCUCAACCACCCACCCAUCCCUCAAAGGUCAUCCAAGGCUGGCGGGGACCAUCCUGGCAGCAACCCCUCGGCCGCCGAGGUCUCCACUGACAUCUACCAGCAGGUCAGAGAUGAGCUGAAGAGAGCCAGUGUUUCCCAGGCCGUGUUCGCCCGUGUGGCUUUCAACCGCACACAGGGCCUGCUGUCGGAGAUCCUGCGCAAGGAGGAGGACCCUCGCACCGCCUCCCAGUCCCUGCUGGUCAACCUGAAAGCCAUGCAGAACUUCCUCAACCUGCCCGAGGGAGAGAGAGACCGCAUCUACCAGGAGGAGAGAGAGCGCAGUAUGAAUCCUUCAGUGGGCCUGCCUGCCUCCAACUCCUCCAGCCCCGGGGUUGCACGCCUCUCACAGAAAGUGUGGGAGAGGAGCUUGGAUGACCAGCUCACUCCUGAUACCUGGGCCUCCAUCUGGAAGAACAAGACUAAGAUCUCCAACUCGCCCAAGCCCUCAGGUCCGGCCCCUGACCUCCCUCUGAAGCUGGAGUCGCUGGUCAACAUCACAUCGGGCAUUUAUGAUGAGAUCCAGCAGGAGAUGAAGAGAGCCAAGGUCUCCCAGGCUCUGUUCGCCAAGGUCGCUGCCAACAAGAGCCAGGGUUGGCUGUGUGAGUUGCUUAGGUGGAAAGAGAACCCCAGCCCAGAGAACCGCACCCUGUGGGAGAACCUGUGCACCAUCCGGAGGUUUCUGGCCCUGCCUCAGGCCGACAGAGACCUGGUGUACGAGGAGGAGUCCAGACACCAUCACACCGAGAGGCUGCACACCGUCCUCCACCUGCCACAGGACACACAGCUCUUUUGUCUCUCUCGACAGGCACUUCACAGGCCUCCUCCAGCCCCACUCAAGGAGCACCACCACUCUCCCAUGCGUGAGGAGCCUUUAUCUGCCCCGGUGCCCGAGGAGGGCUCGCAGAACGUGGGAGCAGGAGCGACAGGCGGCGGCCCGCCUGGAAGCAUCAGCAGCGGCGGGAGCACCAAGAAGCCCCGAUCUCGCACUAAGAUUUCCCUGGAGGCGCUGGGUAUCCUGCAGAGCUUCAUCCAGGAUGUCGGCCUGUACCCAGACCAGGAAGCCAUCCACACCCUGUCAGCACAGCUUGAUCUGCCUAAGCACACCAUCAUCAAGUUUUUCCAGAACCAGCGCUACCAUGUCAAGCACCACGGCCGCCUCAAGGAGCUGGGCGAGGGCGCUGCCGCCAGCGGAGGGGUGGAUGUCAGCGAGUACCGGGACGAGGAACUGCUCUCAGGCUCUGAGGACCCCGAGUCCAGUGAGGACGGAGCUGAAGAAAUGUACCAGUCCACAGAGGGAAACGGAGGGAGCACAGGAGGAAUGAGCCAGGCUCCAGCCUCGUCCACCUCCACCUCCACCUCCAGCCAGGCCUCCACCGGAACCAGUGUGGCUCAGGAGGAGGGCAAGGACAAGGGGCACGGCCGGCCUGGUGGCCCCCUGGCACCCGGGAGCUCCUCAUCCAGUCCCAGAGAGCAGGCUGACUACCAGAGAUAGAGACUGACAAACAGAGGAGAAGACAGGGAGAACGAGAGAGGGAGAGGGAAAGAGGAAAAGAGGGGUCCCGUGAUAAUGAAUUGAGGAAUUGGGGAUGAAAUGAUGGAUGAAGCAGCCACGCAGAAACUGUAGAGGAGAGAAGUGGCUCUGUAGGCGUAGAUUGACAAAGAAAUGAUUAGACACAAAUACUGUACAUCAUAUAAAUUCAUAUUCAUAGUGACAAUCUCAGACAGUCACCUGUCAAAAUUUGUGGAGUGAUAAAAAUUACAGUGUUACCUCAGUGAAAUAGAGCAGGUGUGCAGUAUGCUGUGACACAGCAGAUGAUGUGUAACUGUGAAAGACAGUUUUCCCAGAAACUUUUGAAUAUUUCACCCACAAAGAUUUGUUUUGGGGGUAGAACUAUUGCCGCACAUACAUUCAACCCACAGACACGACAAAAUCUCAGAAAAAAAUAGGGAAUGAUCACACCCCUCUCUUAACCAGCCAAUCCCAGGAAGAAGAGGCUCUCCAAGGAGGGCGGGAUUUCAUCUUCGCUCUGGCCAGUAACUGUUGUCUUUCUCUCUCUAAUGUCUCUAGCACACAACACACAUGAUGUAUUCCCUAAUUCAGGGGUCGAAAUGGCCCCGCUGACUGACAUUUAUGAACAGGACCCUGGGGCCUACGGAGACCUCCACAGUCUCCAUAAAUCCUCAGGACACACACAGACUGCUCUUGGCUGCCUGAGGACUUGGAUGGACGGCGGUCGCUGUUCGUCUGCAGGCUGCAUUUCAUGUAGCGAAAGGAUCCGACCACCCCGUUACCCCCUCACACACACUCCCCGCCGCCACACAUCCCACCACCGAUCCAAUCCAGCACUUAUGUCCUUCACACAGACGCUCAUAUUUGGUGGAAGUGACGUACUUUCUCUCGCCUCCCUCUCCUCACUCUCGCGAAAAAAAAAAAAAAAAGCUGCGAAGGUUAAAAUGACUCGUUUUGGAGCACGGGGUCAUUUUGGCAGAGGAGAGCGGACUGACAUCAAGUGUCCCGACGUGCAAAAGCCUCCGAGGAAGUGGCGUGGAGGGAUGCUCAGGGCUGUGCACCCGAUGCUCCGAACCUUUCCAGGCACCACCCACCCUCGCAUGUGUGGCGAGAAAAAUGUCAAGGAAGGAAGGACAGAGCGGAGAUUCAGCAACCAAACAAUCAGUCACUUUAUGUGCGGUAUUCCACCCGUUUCACUCUUCCUGUCCUCUCUCUCCAUCUCACUCCCUCCCCUCAUCUUGCUCUUUUCCUCUCUCUAAUUGGUGCCCACAGUCUUGUGUUUCACCGCACCUACCCGCACUUAAACUUCACCAACCCUAUUUAUUGCUAUCUUUAUCCAUGAUUAUUAUUAUCAUUAUUGUUAUUAUUGUUGUUAUUAUGGUUGGAAUUGCUGUCAUCGUGUGCUAUUUUUAGUUUUUAUUUCCAUGGUUUUAAAAUAUUGGCUUUCAGAAAGUGGCGGUUGUUUGGGUAACAAGAGACAUAAGAGCACACUGCCCAAAAAGAAAAAGGAAGAGAAGGAGCGGAAAGUGAAAGAAAACGAAAAAGAAGCAGUUACUGAGUGUUAUUGAGUAAAAAAAGAGUCCUGUCAUGUUGUAUUAUGCCAAUUCUUUUGCGACCCUGUUUCCCAAAGACAGUAAAAAAAAAA